This is a messenger RNA of Frieseomelitta varia, 1257 nucleotides long. It is a transcript of the gene Tcs4, whose product is annotated as probable tRNA N6-adenosine threonylcarbamoyltransferase, mitochondrial. The record is from RefSeq and is a predicted model, not a curated record. The coding region runs from base 13 to 1257 and encodes 414 amino acids. The transcript has 6 exons. Lineage: Eukaryota; Metazoa; Arthropoda; Insecta; Hymenoptera; Apidae. Gene Ontology annotation, biological process: tRNA threonylcarbamoyladenosine modification. Gene Ontology annotation, cellular component: mitochondrion.
CUGCAAUCUGUGAUGGCUCCGAUAUUGCGAGCGUUGCGUCCGAUAUUGCGUAGGUCACAUCGAUUGUUACUUUCGAGUAGGCCUGCUAUAAUUUUGGGAAUAGAAUCUAGCUGUGAUGAUACAGCUUGCGGAAUUGUUGAUACUAAUGGAACAAUUUUAGGUGAAGCAAUUAGUUCUCAAUAUUUGACCCAUUUGAAUUUUGGAGGAAUAAUUCCAUCAUUCGCAAGGAUAUUACACAGAAAUAAUAUUACAAAAACUUGCGAAAAUGCUUUGAAAGCUGCAAAUCUAAAGUUAAAAGAUAUUGAUGCAAUAGCUACAACUAUAAAACCUGGCCUUCCUCUGUCACUUAAAGUUGGAGCACAAUUUGGAAAAUAUCUAGCAAAAAUUGGGGAGAAACCUUUUAUACCAAUACAUCAUAUGGAAGCUCAUGCUUUAACAGCAAGAAUGAGUGAAAAGAUUGAUUAUCCAUAUCUUGUUUUAUUGGUUUCUGGAGCCCACUGUUUACUAGCAAUUGUUAAAAAUGUAAAUAAAUUUUAUCUAUUGGGUACUUCUAUUAAUAAUGCACCUGGGGAAAUGUUUGAUAAAAUUGCACGAAAGCUCAAGUUAAGAAAUAUUCCAGAAUUUAGUACGUUAAAUGGAGGUUUAGCUAUAGAAACUGCAGCAAGUAAAGCAUCAAACGUAGACCAAUUUUUAUUUCCACCUAUACUGACAAAAUAUUAUGAUUGUAACUUUAGUUUUGCUGCACUCUUUUCUGUUUGUAACAUGUAUGUUGAAUUAGAAGAAAAGAAACAUAACAUAAUUGGUGAUGCAGUGAUUCCUGAUGCAUAUAAUUUAUGUGCAGCAUUUCAAUUGGCUACAGUGAAACAUAUCUGUCAAAGAACUCAAAGAGCAAUGGAAUUUAUUAAUAAAAUAUCAUUAUUUCCUGAAAAUAAACGAACACUGGUUGUAUCAGGCGGAGUAGCAUGUAAUAAUUUUUUAGCGAAAGCAUUAAAUAUCGUGUGCACAGAAUUAGGAUACAACUUCGUAAGAACUCCACCUAAAUUGUGCACUGAUAAUGGAAUAAUGAUAGCAUGGAAUGGAGUAGAGAAAUGGAUUGGAGACAUUGAUGUUAUCAAAGACUCAAAUGAAAUUGAAAAGAUCGAAAUAGAAAAUACGGCUCCGCUUGGAGAAAAUUGGAUAAAAAAAGUAAAAGAAGCAAACUUAAAAUGUAAAUGGGUAAAAAUAAAUAAAAUGCUCUAUCCAAACAAUUUAAAAUAA